GGUGUGGGCUCUGGAUCCCCGGGCCCGGCCUUCGGGGCCAGGGAGGGCCCGCAGGGACUCAGGCAAGUGUGGGUCCCGGCAGUGCGACCGGGCGCCGGGCACGGCCGCCACAACCUCCUGCUGCCGAGUCUACACUGCGGGGACACUACUCUUCUUUAAGACGGGAGGCUGGAAAGAGGACUGUGUUGACAAGUCAUGUUCCAGGUGACAUUUAGUGAUGUGGCCAUAGACUUCUCGCAUGAAGAGUGGGGAUGGCUAGAUUCUGCUCAGAGGGAUUUAUACAAGGAUGUGAUGAUCCAGAAUUAUGAGAACCUGGUUUCUCUAGCAGGUCUUUCCAUACCUAAGCCAUAUGUGAUCACCUUACUGGAGGAUGGGAAAGAACCUUGGAUGGUGGAGAAAAAAGAUUGGGAAUCAAGAUGGGAAAACAAGGAAUUAGUAACGAAGGAGGAUAUUUAUGAUGAAGAUUCACCCCAAACGGUAAUAACAGAAAAAAUGAUAAAACACAGUCAUGAAUUUUCCAGUUUUAACAAGGACUGGGAAUAUAUAGAAAAGUUGGAAGGGAAGCAUGAAAAUCAGGUAGAACAUUUCAGACCAGUGACCCUCACCUUUAGAGAAGGUCCUACUGGGGAAAAUGUUUACAAAUACAAUAAAUUUAGCAGCAUCUUCUCUUUGAAGUCUAUUCUUUCUGAACCACAGAAAAUUUCUGCUGAAGGGAAAUCACAUGAACAUGAUAUAUGUAAGAAGAGCUUACCAAAAGAGUCUGUUAUAAAAAAUGAGGAGAUCAAUGGUGGGAAGAAACUUUUGGAUUCUAAAGGAAGUGUGUCAGCCUUCAGCCAGAGCAAAUCUCUUACCCUUAAUCAGACUUCUAAUAGAGAGAAAAUCUAUACAUGCAAUGAAUGUGGGAAAGCCUUUGGCAAACAAUCAAUCCUUAAUCGCCAUUGGAGAAUUCAUACAGGAGAGAAACCAUAUGAAUGUCAUGAAUGUGGGAAGACUUUUAGCCAUGGCUCAUCCCUAACUCGACAUCAGAUAAGUCACAGUGGAGAGAAACCUUACAAAUGUAUUGAAUGUGGGAAGGCCUUUAGCCAUGUGUCCUCACUCACUAACCAUCAGCGUACUCACACUGGAGAGAAGCCAUAUGAAUGUAUGAACUGUGGAAAGUCGUUUAGUCGUGUUUCACAUCUUAUUGAACAUCUGAGAAUUCAUACUCAAGAAAAACUCUAUGAGUGUCGAAUAUGUGAGAAAGCCUUCAUUCAUAGGUCAUCUCUCAUUCACCAUCAGAAAACUCACACCGGAGAGAAACCUUAUGAAUGCAGUGAAUGUGGAAAAGCCUUUUGCUGUAGCUCCCACCUUACUCGACAUCAAAGAAUCCACACUAUAGAGAAACAAUUCGAAUGCAGCAAAUGUCUGAAAGUCUUCAGCAGCUUGUCAUUUCUUAUUCAGCAUCAGAGUAUUCAUAAUGAAGAAAAGCCUUUUGAAUGUCAGAAAUGCAGGAAAUCCUUCAACCAGCCAGAAUCACUGAAUAUGCAUUUAAGAAAUCACACCAGAUUGAAACCUUAUGAAUGCAAUAUAUGUGGGAAAGCCUUUAGUCAUAGGUCGUCCCUGCUUCAACAUCACAGAAUUCAUACUGGAGAGAAGCCCUAUGAAUGUAUUAAAUGUGGGAAGACCUUCAGCUGUAGUUCGAACCUUACUGUACAUCAGAGAAUUCAUACUGGAGAAAAGCCAUAUAAAUGUAACGAGUGUGGGAAGGCUUUUAGCAAAGGCUCAAAUCUUACUGCCCAUCAGAGAAUACAUAAUGGAGAGAAACCCAGUAGUGCAAUAAGUAUAGAAAAGCCUUUAGGCCAUAUGAAUGAUUACACAUGUGAGAAAUCACAUGAGAGAGAAACUAUAUGAACAGAAUAUUUGUCAUAAUAUGCUUUAGCCAUAGAUCUUUCCUGAAAAUUUUUACUGGAAAAAAAGUCUCAUGAAUGUAGUAAAUAUGGGAAGGCCUUUAGCAGGGGUACAAGCCUACUGUCCAUCAUACUUCACACUGUGGAGAGACCAUUUAUUGCCUAUGAAGGCAAUAAUUCAUAGGCAAUAAAUGUGAGAAAGCCCUUAGCCAGUAUUAAUCCCUUAAUUGACACAAGUCCACACUGGGAAAAAACACUAUAUAUGUAACAUGGGGAAGACAUUAGGGAAUAUGAAUUUCUUAACUGAGUACACACAAGAGGGAAGGAAUAGGAAUAUAAAAAUGGUGGGAAGUCCUUCCGUUAAGGUGUAUCCCUUAUUCAGUAUCAAUUCACACUGGAGAGAGCUUGUAUGAGAAAUGUAGCAAACUGUCCACUAUGAGUUCUUACCUUGCUAGACAUCAGAAGAUUAAUCCGAGAACAGCCUGACGGAUGUAGGAAUUCUGUGUAAACCUUUCUUUGCAAUGAUGCUGUUUGUAAGCAGUUCUACAGGAGAGCAAACAAGUAGAUUAUAAAUGGAUAUGCCUUUCUUAUAGCAGUAGCAUGCCAUUUUACUCAAGUCCUACAUAGAAGUUUCUUUAGCUAAGGGGCAUGUGAAGAUAUUUAGUCACCCAGUGGAUCCAGAAAAUGUUUUAAAGUUAAAAAUUAAAGCUGCAGAAGAAGCAAAAGUUGGUGUGAAUAAAGUUUUUGGUCUCUAAUAAUAAAAUCAGUUUGUAUAUAAUGAACUCUUUCACUGUGACACUGAUAUUUCUUACCAGAUUUUCUACUUCCCUUUUGAAGAAUUAAGCCUUACUAUAGCCUUUAGGGGAGACUAGCUAAGCUAGAGAAAAACGGCCUGAUCUCUGUGCUAAGAAUAUCAUUAUUUUGGUGUCAGUUUCACACAUUUUAAUUUUUACAAGUGCAGUGAGAACAUAACCAGAAAACAACAAACUAGCAGGAGAGAUCAGAGCAGGCUUAAUGAUGGAUGUGGUUUGCAAUCCGAAUACUAAGGGAUGAGCACUAACUGCAUAGCUGUGUGAGGGCCACGUACUCUGGGAGUCAUUCUACGCCAAGUACACAAGCCUGUUCUGUCACGUUUGCUGCAUCUAGAUGCCACGAUCCAGCGUCUAGUGUCAGGUCCCGUGGCACUGUGCUACCACUGCUGGCAGCAUUACUGGUACCAGCAACAGUCAUUUCUCCACGCUGGGUCAUAGUGAUGAGCAUUUACAUUGAAAUUAAUAGUCCAGAGCUGUCCCCACCACUUUUCCUCCAGCCUGCCUACUGGUUUUGAAAAUAUUUACUUGUAAGUCUUCUUGAAAUAAGACAGUUUUUAUUUUCUCUACCAAACACUGAGAGAUACUCAUGGUUUGUACAGAUGCUGGCUCAAAUAGUUUUAGAUAAAUAGUCUGACUGGCCCCUGGUUUCCUGUCUUGUGACUAGACAGGUGAUAAGUAGUAAUCGUCAGAACAGUCCGGACACUUGGAAAUAAAGGGCACUUCUACCGCUUAUAUUUCAGGUUAUGUUCUCUAUGGCAUCUGAUGUAAGUAAAUUAUUUUAAAAAGGAAUAUUAUAUCACUGACAUAAUUCUGAUGUGGAAUGAGUGAUAAGGUUUCCAACUUAAGACAAAAUAUUCUGCUCUAGUACGUGAGAUACCUUAACUGAAAACUAAGAGGUGGAAAUAGUUUGGAAUGGGGUGGUGAUUUUUUAAAGAGAUUUAUCUUUCCUUUGAUUUAAUUUUAUUUAUGAGAUUCCAAGGAAUGUUGAAGGAUCUUUGAGAGACAAGGGAAGCACAGAAUGGUACCAAACAAGGAUUAAGAACGGUUGUGAUUAUGGACAGAUUGGCCGCUGAAUAUAUCUAGUUACAGGGUAAUGGCAAGCUUUCUGUUUCUCCCACUCUGUGCUUCCCCUGCUCUUCCAAGCACUGGUACCAUAAAGACGAAGAAUUACUUCAACCCCUAGGUUUUAUUUGCUUCCACUACGCAUAGUUUUAGGUUAUUUUGUUAGUCUGUUAUAAGAGGACUCAUCCAAAUAUUCAUACUUUGUCAAUUAAGCAUGAGCAUGCACAUGAUAACAUUUUACAGUGAUACUGAACUAGGAAAAGAAAGCCAAGGUUAAAUAUAGUGAAGGACUUAGAGCAGUAAGAGUAUGUUAUCUUAUUGGAAGGUUGCGCUAAGAUCAUGAUGUUACAAUGUCACUGAUGGAGAAUCAUACUCAGUCACGUCUGUUAACCACUUCUUGAGCAUCUACUGUGAGUCAGAUGAAUAAGACACACUCUACCUUUCAAGAGCUCGAGUGUGUGUGUGUGUGUGUGUGUGAAGAGUAUAUGCCCAGAAGUCAUGUUACCUGGAUAUAAAUCCAAGUUGCAUGUAUACUGUCUUUAUAGGACUUUAGACAAAUUACUUCACCAUCUACUGUAACACCUCACAGGAUUAUUAUGAAGCUAAAUGAGUUAAUUGGUACAAAAUGUUUAUAGUGCCUGACACCUCAAAAGCAUUCAGUGAAUAUUAGCUAUUAAUUUCAUCAUUAUCAUCAUCUUCACAUGGCUGCUUCAUCAUUCUGGUCUGUCACAUCUAGUGAGUCUUCCUAAUCACCUCUUAUUUACUUACCGUUUCACUUUUUGGAGGUUCUUACAAGACACACCUAUUUUCUUCCAACAAGUCCUCCUUUGGCAUUUGAGCCAUUUUCAGGGGAAGUAUAUUUAUUUCCCCAUAUAUUCCAAGGAGACACAAAGAGCACCAGAUAGGAGAAGGUGAAAAAACCCACCUGGGCUGCAGGAAGGAGGAAGGGUGCCCUAAAGAUGUGUUUUGAAGAAAAGGCAGAAUGAAGGAGACAUCAUGGAGGAGAGGUGAGGCUUUACCCAGUG
Messenger RNA from Enhydra lutris kenyoni (northern sea otter), 4785 nucleotides. RefSeq names its product zinc finger protein 181. Gene Ontology annotation, cellular component: nucleus. Bases 196 to 1890 code for a protein of 564 amino acids. Gene Ontology annotation, biological process: negative regulation of transcription by RNA polymerase II. Gene Ontology annotation, molecular function: DNA-binding transcription repressor activity, RNA polymerase II-specific; RNA polymerase II cis-regulatory region sequence-specific DNA binding. The transcript is spliced from 5 exons. The record is from RefSeq and is a predicted model, not a curated record. NCBI's taxonomy places the organism in Eukaryota, Metazoa, Chordata, Mammalia, Carnivora, Mustelidae.